Clupea harengus (Atlantic herring) is the source of this 2416-nucleotide messenger RNA. It is a transcript of the gene oxct1a, whose product is annotated as 3-oxoacid CoA transferase 1a. Gene Ontology annotation, molecular function: succinyl-CoA:3-oxo-acid CoA-transferase activity. Gene Ontology annotation, cellular component: mitochondrion. The record is from RefSeq and is a predicted model, not a curated record. Gene Ontology annotation, biological process: ketone body catabolic process. NCBI's taxonomy places the organism in Eukaryota, Metazoa, Chordata, Actinopteri, Clupeiformes, Clupeidae.
ACCUCCUUCCCCACUUUGCACUUGCACAGACAGACAGACAGAAGCAGGCAGUGCAGGAGCUAGAUUACAUAUCUAGAGACGCGCUCAUCACAACAAAAGCGUCGUGCUUUUAAAAUAUGGCGGCCCUCAAAGUGUUAUCCCGAGUUGACAGAAUAGUCCUCAGAAAUGUAUCAGGUGCCUGUAGACUGAACGUAAAACUAGCCACCCAUUCCAAUCUGAAGACCUGUGGCUGCUGUUUGUCUACCUCCAGCCACAGGGAAUCCCAGUUCUACCCCACUGCCUUGGAUGCAGUGAAGGACAUCCCUGAUGGAGCUACCCUUCUCGUUGGUGGGUUUGGGCUGUGUGGCAUUCCAGAGAAUCUAAUCAACAGUUUGCUGAAGACAGGCGUCAAAAGUCUCACCGCUGUCAGUAAUAAUGCCGGGGUGGAUGAUUUUGGCCUGGGGCUGCUACUGCAGACCAAGCAGAUCAAGCGCAUGGUGUCCUCCUAUGUUGGAGAGAAUGUUGAGUUUGAGAGGCAGUACCUGUCAGGGGAGCUGGAGGUGGAGCUGACGCCACAGGGAACCCUGGCCGAGAGGAUCAGAGCUGGAGGAGCUGGUAUCCCAGCAUUCUUCACUGCUACGGGCUACGGCACACUGAUUCAGGAGGGCGGCUCCCCCAUCAAGUACAACAAAGACGGAACCAUCGCCAUCGCCAGUGAGAAGCGAGAGGUCCGCGAAUUCGGUGGCAGGCAUUACAUAAUGGAGAAAGCCAUCACAGGGGACUAUGCGCUGAUUAAAGCUUGGAAAGCUGACCGUGCCGGCAAUGUUAUCUUCAGGAAAACUGCAAGAAAUUUCAAUCAGCCCAUGUGCAAGGCAGCCAAAACCACAGUUGUAGAGGUGGAGGAGGUGGUGGACGUGGGGACGUUUGCCGAGGAGGACAUCCACAUUCCCAGCAUCUACGUGCACAGGAUCGUAAAGGGGGACAGCUACGAGAAGAGAAUAGAGAGGAGAACAGUGCAGAAAGGUCAGGACCAAAAGCCCAAGCCAAAGAAGGACUCUGACAUUGUGAGGGAGAGAAUCAUCCGUCGCGCUGCUCUCGAGUUUGAAGACGGAAUGUAUGCCAACCUGGGCAUCGGGAUCCCCAUGCUGGCCAGUAACUUCAUCCAGCCCGACAUUACAGUCCACCUGCAGAGUGAGAAUGGCAUCCUCGGCCUGGGCCCAUAUCCCACGGAGCAGGAGGUGGACGCUGACCUCAUCAAUGCUGGUAAAGAAACGGUGACGGUUCUCCCUGGAGCUUCCUAUUUCUCCAGCGAUGAGUCCUUUGCCAUGAUCAGGGGAGGCCAUGUUAACUUGACCAUGCUGGGAGCGAUGCAGGUGUCUAAGAAUGGGGACCUGGCCAACUGGAUGAUCCCGGGGAAAAUGGUGAAAGGUAUGGGUGGUGCGAUGGACCUGGUGGCCAGUGCUGGAACGAAGGUGGUGGUGACAAUGGAGCACUCCGCAAAGGGAGGCAAGCACAAGAUUCUGGACAAGUGCAACCUUCCCCUCACCGGCAAGCAGUGUGUGGACAGGAUCAUCACGGAGAAGGCCGUCUUUGAUGUGGAUAACAACAAAGGUCUUACACUGAUUGAAAUUUGGGAGGGAUUGACACCAGACGACAUCAAGAAAUGCACAGGCACAGAUUUUGCAGUGUCUCCUGACCUGAAGCCAAUGCAGCAGGUCUAAGCUCCAGUGACAGCAGCGUGUGACGGAAAGGCCCCUCAUCGUCCAACAAACACAGAUGAAAUUAACGUUUCCUGCCUCUAAUAUAUGUCUUCCACGAAUGUAACAUUAGAUCAUGGAAUGAGCUGUUACCGCCCAUGUAACCGUCUAUAUGCAUUGUAUGGACUCUCAGGAUGAAUUGAUUAGCCAAGAAGGGAUGUUGGUAGAUAUUCUUUAUAGAAAUCAAUGACUCUGAUUGGUCGUUUUUGUGACUGCUGUGUAGCACAAAUCAGAGAUUUUUUUUUAAUGUGUUGGAAAUGUUAUGAACAAGCUCUGGGCUAGAUCUUGAAUAGUAUUUAUAGUGUUCGGUUUUCUGAUUUUGGUUUAGUUUUUAUGGAUUUUUGCAUCAUGAUCACCCAGGCAAUGUUAUCGGAGAUUGGUUUUCAAUUGACCGUUUGUAUGAAGCGGCCAGAUACUUCCAUGUGUGGCUUGAGCUCCAGGACAAGCAUUCAAGCAUUACAGGUUUUAGUGGAGAGGCCUUAUGUUUUACACACUGCUUUUCAAGUCCUUUGUACAUAUCCAAUCGUUUUUUUUUUUUCUUCCAAUGUGUGAAUGUGACAUGCAUUUUUUUUAUCUUUCUGAAAAUGUCAUGGCUAGAAUUCAAUUAAACUAAACACAUAAUUAAGUGAAUGAAUGAAUGUAUUUAAAUUUGAAAUGUAAUAAUAAAUAAUACAUUUGAA